Pteronotus mesoamericanus is the source of this 945-nucleotide messenger RNA. Its product is annotated as olfactory receptor 8B4. Lineage: Eukaryota; Metazoa; Chordata; Mammalia; Chiroptera; Mormoopidae. The transcript has a single exon. Gene Ontology annotation, biological process: G protein-coupled receptor signaling pathway; sensory perception of smell. The coding region runs from base 16 to 945 and encodes 309 amino acids. The record is from RefSeq and is a predicted model, not a curated record. Gene Ontology annotation, molecular function: odorant binding; G protein-coupled receptor activity; olfactory receptor activity. Gene Ontology annotation, cellular component: membrane.
ACUCCUCAGAAGAGAAUGACUCUGCGAAACAGCUCCUUGGUGACUGAAUUUAUUUUUGUGGGAUUCUCAGAGCAAUCAGAGCUCCGUCUCCCCCUGUUCCUCCUGUUCCUAGUGAUCUACGUGUUUACCGUGGUGGGCAACUUGGGCUUGAUCACCGUAAUCGGACUGAGUCCCAGCCUUCACACUCCAAUGUACUUUUUCCUUUUCAACUUGUCUUUUAUAGAUCUCUGUUAUUCUUGCGUCUUUACCCCCAAAAUGCUGAACGAUUUUGUGUCCGAAAAUGUCAUCUCUUUCAUGGGAUGCAUGACUCAACUAUUUUUCUUCUGUUUCUUUGUCAAUUCGGAGUGCUACGUGCUGGUGGCGAUGGCCUAUGAUCGCUACGUGGCUAUCUGCAGGCCUCUGCUGUACACGGUCACCAUGUCCCCCCAGGUCUGCGCUCUGCUGAUGUUUGGUUCCUACGCGACAGGCUUCGCCGGGGCCAUGGCCCACACCGGAAGCAUGCUGCGACUGAGUUUCUGUGCCUCCAACGUCAUCGACCACUACCUGUGCGAGGUGCUCCCCCUCUUGCAGCUCUCCUGCACCAGCACCCUAUCCAACGGGCUGGUGUUCUUUGUUGUUGUUGGAGUGGUCAUCGCAACAUCUAGCAUCAGCAUCUUUGUCUCUUAUGCUUUGAUCCUCUCCAGUAUCCUCCGUAUUCCUUCUGCUGAGGGCAGGUCCAAAGCCUUUAGCACGUGCGGCUCCCACGUAAUCGCUGUGGCUCUGUUUUUUGGGUCCGGGGCAUUUACCUAUCUAACGACCUCUCUUCCUGGGUCUGUGGACCGCAGUAAAUAUGCUUCAGUCUUCUACACCAAUGUUGUUCCCAUGCUUAACCCUUUGAUCUACAGUUUGAGGAAUAAGGAUGUUAAACUUGCCCUGGGUAGAACCCUGAAGAGAGUGCUUUUCUGA